ACGGAUAUAAAUGAAUUUAUUACACUCAAUCAAGUUGAUUGUCUUAACCUAAACGAAAAUCACGUAACUAAGAGUAUUUUCACUAAAGGUGACACAUAUAUUGAAUCAGAUGUUGAUGAACAGCUCUUGAUAUCUGUUCCCUUUAAUCAAGCUGUUAAACUUCACUCAAUAAAGCUUGUCGCGAAGGAUAUUGAACAAGCUCCAAAGACGAUCAAACUUUAUGCUAACAGAAUCAAUAUCGGCUUCGAUGAAACGGAUUCUACCGAGGAGACACAAUUACUCCAAUUGACUCCGAAAGAUUACGAAGAAAAUGCUAUCAUCCCAUUAAGAUUUGUUAAGUUUCAAA
Molecule: messenger RNA, 346 nt
Organism: Racocetra fulgida
Lineage: Eukaryota; Fungi; Glomeromycota; Glomeromycetes; Diversisporales; Gigasporaceae
Source: the annotation of a GenBank genome assembly